This is a messenger RNA of Aspergillus nidulans FGSC A4, 1238 nucleotides long. Its product is annotated as DUF1774 domain-containing protein. The record is from RefSeq and is a predicted model, not a curated record. NCBI's taxonomy places the organism in Eukaryota, Fungi, Ascomycota, Eurotiomycetes, Eurotiales, Aspergillaceae. The transcript has 4 exons. Bases 35 to 919 code for a protein of 294 amino acids.
GGUUUUCUCUGAGAAAUAUUUUGAGGCUUUCACGAUGGCCUUCUAUAAUCCAUUCGCUAGGCGCGAGUCGCACGGUCAAUACCCGCUGACAGCAUACCGGGUUCUCGCGCCUCUAUCCUGGGCUCUGGUCGUGGUCGUCGGUAUCUACUACUCCAUCCAUGAACCAUCCGAUAUCUCGAACGGUUGGACCAUCUGGUCGCAGCUGGGGCGACAAUUUACUGCAUUCAGUGUCAAUGUUACUGUAGUCGAGAUCUACUGGGUCGUCCUCCUCCUCUCCCAGAUCUUUUACCUGUUCCAGCUCUUCAACAAAGACACUGCGAUCGUAGCUCUAGCAGGAAAUUCAGCGGCGCACUUCAUCCUGAACAACCUCUUCGUUGUUGCGUGGAUCCUCCUCUGGACGAGAAACCACUUCUGGCCCGCCGAGAUCAUUGUGAUCGCGCACAUUAUCAACCAGCAUCUCCUGUUCUGGCGCAUUCGCAAUCUGCCACCGAUUUCGCAUAUCGCGGUUGUCGCAGGCCCAUAUGCCUGGACAUUGAUUACGCUCUUCUGGACAGGAGCUGCUGCCGUCAGGUCUCAUAAUUUGGCCUCGAAUAUCGCCGCGAACAUCUUCCUCUGGAUUAUCUUUUUGAUCGGCUCCAUUCACAUCUUUUUGGCUGUCGAUGAUCUCCUGGGGUACAGUCUGAGUCUGUUGACCUUCGGCCUGGCCGUGGCCCAAACUAGUCGCAAGAGCCAUCUUCAUCUGCAGUGGAUCUUUGCAUGGGUCAUCUUUGGAGUCUUCUUGCUGGACUCACUCUAUGUGACCUCCGCCAAGUACGUUGGUCGUAAUGUGUUGUUCCGGAGCCCGAGAGAGCCAGAGUCGAGUGAUGCUGAGCGCGCCCCCUUGCUUAAUGACGCUACGGCACCUGCAUCGACCUCUUAGAUUGCCCCAGUGGCUUAAAUGGAGCGACGAGUGGGUUGAUGAGAUGGAGUCAGAUGAGAGCCAGAUGAGAGUCAAUUAAGAGCUGGUGGAGACAAGGAAUAACGUACGGGCACGCUAAACGGGGUAAUGGUUUUCGAGGAUAGGAUAUGGUUGUCGUUUUACUAUUCCUGGUUCGUUGCGGAUGAUCGCCACAGACCCACGGGUCUGUUUACUGCGCGGCAAGGUUCCAAAGCAUGGUUCAGAUGAGUGCACUCAUAGUAAUAUUGUAGCCUCUGAUGUUAUGAACUCUUCUACUCAGCGCAGCAAUAGUUUGUUCUCC